AUGGACAAGCUGCCGCCGUCCAUGCGCAAGCGACUCUACAGCCUUCCGCAGCAGGUGGGGGCCAAGGCGUGGAUCAUGGACGAGGAAGAGGACGCCGAGGAGGAGGGGGCUGGGGGCCGCCAGGACCCCAGCCGCAGGAGCAUCCGGCUGCGGCCGCUGCCUUCGCCUUCACCCUCGGCUGCCGCGGGCGGCACGGAGCCCCGGGGCGCGGCCCUCGGGGCGGCAGACGGCGAGGGGUCAGCCCGCGGCGCGGGCAAGUCCAGCACGAACGGCGACUGCAGGCGCUUCCGCGGGAGCCUGGCAUCGCUCGGCAGCCGGGGCGGCGGCGGCGCGGGAGCGGGGGGCGGCAGCAGUCACGGGCACCUGCAUGACUCCGUGGAGGAGCGGCGGCUCAUCGCCGAGGGUGACGCGUCCCCCGGUGAGGACAGGACGCCCCCGGGCCUGGCGGCAGAACCCGAGCGCUCCGGCGCCUCGGCGCAACCUGCAGCCUCGCCGCCGCCGCCGCCCCAGCAGCCGCCGCAGCCGGUCCCCGCCUCCUGCGAGCAGCCCUCGGUGGACACCGCGAUCAAAGUAGAGGGAGGCGCGGCCGCUGGAGACCAGAUCCUCCCUGAGGCCGAGGUGCGCCUGGGCCAGGCCGGCUUCAUGCAGCGCCAGUUCGGGGCCAUGCUCCAGCCCGGGGUCAACAAAUUCUCCCUGAGAAUGUUCGGCAGCCAGAAGGCGGUAGAACGCGAGCAGGAGAGGGUUAAGUCGGCCGGGUUUUGGAUUAUCCACCCCUACAGCGACUUCAGAUUUUACUGGGACCUGACCAUGCUGCUGCUGAUGGUAGGAAACCUGAUCAUCAUUCCCGUGGGCAUCACCUUCUUCAAGGAUGAGAACACCACACCAUGGAUUGUCUUCAAUGUGGUGUCGGACACGUUCUUCCUCAUCGACUUGGUCCUCAACUUCCGCACAGGGAUCGUGGUGGAGGACAACACAGAGAUCAUCCUCGACCCGCAGAGGAUUAAGAUGAAGUACCUCAAGAGCUGGUUCGUGGUGGACUUCAUCUCCUCCAUCCCCGUGGACUACAUCUUCCUCAUUGUGGAGACACGUAUCGACUCGGAGGUCUACAAGACUGCCCGGGCCCUGCGCAUUGUCCGUUUCACCAAGAUCCUCAGCCUCCUGCGCCUCUUGCGUCUCUCCCGCCUCAUUCGAUAUAUUCACCAGUGGGAAGAGAUCUUUCACAUGACCUACGACCUGGCGAGUGCCGUGGUGCGUAUCGUCAACCUCAUUGGCAUGAUGCUCCUGCUCUGCCACUGGGACGGCUGUCUGCAGUUCCUGGUGCCCAUGCUGCAGGACUUCCCCGACGACUGCUGGGUGUCCAUCAACAACAUGGUGAACAACUCCUGGGGGAAGCAGUACUCCUACGCCCUCUUCAAGGCCAUGAGCCACAUGCUGUGCAUCGGGUAUGGCCGGCAGGCCCCGGUGGGCAUGUCGGACGUCUGGCUCACCAUGCUCAGCAUGAUUGUGGGUGCCACCUGCUACGCCAUGUUCAUCGGCCAUGCCACCGCCCUCAUCCAGUCCCUGGACUCCUCCCGGCGCCAGUACCAGGAGAAGUACAAGCAGGUGGAGCAGUACAUGUCCUUCCACAAGCUCCCGCCUGACACCCGGCAGCGCAUCCAUGACUACUACGAGCACCGCUACCAGGGCAAGAUGUUCGACGAGGAGAGCAUCCUGGGCGAGCUGAGCGAGCCACUGCGGGAGGAGAUCAUCAACUUUAACUGCAGAAAGCUGGUGGCCUCCAUGCCGCUGUUUGCCAACGCGGAUCCCAACUUUGUGACCUCCAUGCUGACCAAGCUGCGCUUCGAGGUCUUCCAGCCUGGGGACUACAUCAUUCGGGAAGGCACCAUUGGCAAGAAGAUGUAUUUCAUUCAGCAUGGUGUGGUCAGCGUGCUCACCAAGGGCAACAAGGAGACCAAGCUGGCGGAUGGCUCUUAUUUUGGAGAAAUCUGCCUGUUGACGCGGGGCCGGCGCACAGCCAGCGUGAGGGCUGACACCUACUGCCGCCUCUACUCGCUGAGCGUGGACAACUUCAAUGAGGUGCUGGAGGAGUACCCCAUGAUGCGGCGCGCCUUCGAGACGGUGGCGCUGGACCGCCUGGACCGCAUCGGCAAGAAAAACUCCAUCCUCCUCCACAAAGUCCAGCACGACCUCAACUCAGGCGUCUUCAACUACCAGGAGAACGAGAUCAUCCAGCAGAUCGUGCAGCACGACAGGGAGAUGGCGCACUGCGCGCACCGCGUCCAGGCCGCCGCCUCCGCCACGCCGAACCCCACGCCGGUCAUCUGGACCCCGCUGAUCCAGGCGCCGCUGCAGGCCGCCGCCGCCACCACCUCCGUGGCCAUCGCCCUCACCCACCACCCGCGCCUGCCGGCUGCCAUCUUCCGGCCUCCCCCGGGGCCCGGGCUCGGCGGCCUCGGGGCCGGGCAGACGCCCCGGCACCUGAAGCGGCUGCAGUCUCUGAUCCCAUCGGCGCUGGGCUCCGCCUCGCCCGCCAGCAGCCCAUCCCAGGUGGACACGCCGUCUUCCUCCUCCUUUCACAUCCAACAACUGGCUGGAUUCUCCGCGCCGGCCGGUCUGAGCCCGCUCCUCCCCUCGUCCAGCUCCUCCCCGCCGCCAGGGGUCGGCGGCUCCUCCCCGGCGCCCACGCCUUCCACCGCCGCGGCCGCCGCCACCGCCGGGUUCGGCCACUUCCACAAGGCGCUGGGGGGCUCCCUGUCCUCGUCCGACUCGCCCCUGCUCACCCCGCUGCAGCCGGGCGCCCGCUCCCCGCAGGCCAGUCAGCCGCCGCCCCCGCUGCCGGGGGCCCGGGGAGGCCUGGGACUCGCGGAGCCCUUCCUGCCGCCCCCGCCCUCGGCCAGGUCCCCGUCGUCCAGCCCCGGGCAGCUGGGCCAGCCUCCCGGGGAGCUGUCCCCCGGGCUGGCCGCCGGCCCGCCGAGUACGCCAGAGACACCCCCGCGGCAGCCUGAGCGGCUGUCCUUGGCGGCAGGGGCCUCAGGGGGGGCUUCUCCUGUCGCCUUCACCCCCCGAGGGGGGCCCAGCCCUCCUGGCCACAGCCCGGGCCCUCCAAGAACUUUCCCAAGUGCCCCGCCCCGGGCCUCCGGCUCCCACGGCUCCCUGCUCCUGCCCCCUGCAUCCAGCCCCCCGCCGCCCCAGGUCCCCCAGCGCCGGGGCACGCCACCCCUCACCCCCGGCCGCCUGACCCAGGACCUCAAGCUCAUCUCAGCCUCUCAGCCGGCCCUCCCCCAGGACGGGGCGCAGACUCUCCGCAGAGCCUCCCCGCACUCCUCUGGGGAGUCGGUGGCAGCCUUCCCGCUCUUUCCCAGAGGUGGGGGCGGCAGCGGGGGCAGCGGGGGCCUCGGUCUCCCCGGGAGGCCCUAUGGUGCCGUCCCUGGCCAGCACGUCACUCUGCCUCGGAAGACAUCCUCAGGUUCUUUGCCACCCCCUCUUUCUUUAUUUGGAGCAAGAGCCACCUCUUCUGGGGGGCCCCCUCUGACUGCUGCUCCCCAGAGGGAACCUGGGGCCCGGUCUGAGCCGGUGCGCUCCAAACUGCCGUCCAACCUAUGAGCUGCGUCCCCUCCUUCCUCCUCUCCUCUUUUUUUUCUUUUUCUCCCUUCUUUCUUCCUUCAGGUUUAACUGUGAUUAGGAGAUAUACCAAUAACAAUAAUAAUUAUCAUUAAAAAACCCACACCAGAAAAACAAAAGACAGCAGAAAAUAACCAGGUAUUCUUAGAGCUAUAGAUUUUUGGUCACUUGCUUUUAUAGACUAUUUUAAUACUCAGCACUAGAGGGAGGGAGGGGGGAGGGGAGCAGGCAGGGCCCAAGUGCAAAAGCCAGAGGAAGGCAGGUGGGGUCUCUGGGGCUUGGCAGGGGUGGGGAUGACCCAUGUUUGGGGUUCCUAGCGCAGACCCGUCAUUGUAUUCAUUGUAGGGCAAUAGCCACCACUAGGCCCUUAGCUGUGAACCUGGAGCCCCACUCUGCUGGGAGUCAUCUCCGUUCCUCCAGGAAGGGCUGCCCAUGAAUUUGUUCCUAGGGACUCUCAGUUGCCUGAGUCCUGGGGACAAAUGGGCCAGGGUCCUGAGAGUCUUGCAUUUUUUUCUACUGCAAAUUUAGCAAGAUGUAUAUGUAUAUGUAUGUAAGAUGUGUAUAUGUAUAGCUAUGUAGCGCUCUGUAGAGCCAUGUAGAUAGCCACUCACACAUGUGCACAUGUGUGUGCAAUCUAGUUUAACCCCAUGUUGCCAGGACACCCAGGUCACCCUCCAUCCAGUAACCUGCCUUGGCCUGCAGGCUGGGCACCACAGGGCCUGGGGGAAGUAUCUUCUCCAGUCCUCAGGGAAGAAGACCCCAGGGCCUCUUGGCAGGCCUCCUCUUUCCCCUUCUCUGGUCUCAAACCCAGCCCCAGCCCGACCUCCCCCCAUGGAAGCAGAAGACUCCAGGCUGUGCCUCUCCUACGCUGUAGGGCCUCAAGCACAUCCCAUCACCUCUGCGGCCCUCAGUUUUCCCAUCUGUAGAAUGGGAGGGGAGGGAAGCUUCUAUUUAUUGAGUCUGCUCUGUGCCAAGCACUGGUUUAGCACUUUACACACAUUAACUUCUUCAAUUUUACAAAUUGAAGGAGGUUUAGCUACUUUGAUUCUUCCCAUUUCACAGACGAGGAAACCAAGUAUUAGUCAUUGUUCCAGAAUUGCAUAAUUACAAGUGGCAGAGCUGAGACUGAUCUGAGAUUGUAAUCCAGGCCUACCUUAGGCUAAAGCUGAUGUUCCUUUCAUUGGAAAAUUGUGUUGAGAGGAGCUGAAUUUGACACCCAUUCAGGGUAUAGAGGGAAGAAACCACAUUUUGGAGGUAAUCAGACCUGGAUUUCAAUCCCAGACCUGCCAUUUCUUAGCUGUGUGACUUGGAACAACUUAUCUGAGCUUCUGUUACCCGUCUGUAAAAUGGGAACACUCGUGGUACCACCUCACAAGGACCUAUGAGGACCAGAUGAGAAGUGUAGUACAUGUGACAUGCCCAGCCCAGCACCUGGCACAUCCCAUAGUAGGUGCUCAAUAAAUCACGUUUCUUCUGCCCCCUCAUGUGCCCAGCACCUUGCCCCGGUGAGCUAUGGUGAGAUCCCAAGGAGCUUUGGCUGCUGUCUCCAGGACUUACAAUCUUAGGACACAGGAGGUAGCUAGAACUUUCUAAGGGUCUAGGAAGGUGUGUGGCCAGUGGUGGGCUUGACCAGGCCUCCAGGUGUGGGAAGAUUAGAGGGAGGGAAGGAGGAAGCAGGGGGUCAGAUGGGGUGCACAGUGGGGAAAUGACUGAGGUAGAUGUGGAGUUGUGGAGUCAGGGGCUGUGGGAAGAGAUCCAGAGGCUGUGGUCAGAAGGAAGGCCUUAUGUGACAGGCUAAGGGAACUGACUUGGAUUCUGAGGGCAACCAGGAGCCAGAAGCAGGUCCAAAGUGGAGGCCAUUAUGAAAACAGCUCAGAGCCAUGGUUAGUGGUACAUCCACUGCCUAAAGGGUGGGAAGAAGUUUGGCUGCCAAGGCCUGAAUAAUGAGAGGGGCUGGUGUUGCCUUGUCCAUCUGAAACACUCCUCCACAUUCUUAAGCCAGAAUGUUGACGAGAUCAGGCUUUGUCCUGGGAUGUGGACAAAAUUUCUCUAUAGAUGGGUCACAGGGUGUGAGGCAAUAAUCCAGGAAAGAAAAGGGGGAAGGAUCCUGGGGUCUUCGGAAGAGCCACCUGGCCUUGGUCUCUGCUGGGCAGAAGAAGCCCCCUUGAGUUUUCAGAGCUGCACAUAGCAGCACCUCCUAUGAGUGCUGCUCGUAGAAAUUCGGCACCUACCUAUGGAUCCAAACUUGGUCUAGACCUGGAGGUGGCAGGGGGAGGGUGGGGGGGUGCAGGGCCAUGAGUAGUGAGGACCCUCCCUGCCACCAGGACUUGGUCUCGCCACCCUCCACACACACACAGACACACAGAUACAUACACACGCAGUUUAUGAAAGCUCUGACUCAGUCUAGCCACUCCAGAGACUGGGGAAGCCAGGUCUGGUCAGUGGACCCUUCCAUUCCCCAUCUCUCACAAGCAAUUUUCAAAUCUUCCACUUUUAAAACAGAAAACGGUAAAUGCACCGAGUUGUAUAUUUUAUUUAAAUAAAAAAAUUCCAGCAGAUGCUGCCUUCUUCUAGGGGCAAGGGUUGGGGGGUGCAGCGUGGAUUCUGAAGCCUCAAGAGCCUGGCCAUGGAGGGCAGUGGGGCAUUGUCCCCAGAGCAAAGGGUGCUUGUAUGCACAAGACUCUGCCCCCAAGAGCAGGGGGUGGGGAGCAGAGCUGUGAGACUGUGAGGUCUGGCUAUGGACAGAAGCGUGCACUGUUGGUGGGCUGGUGAGAGUCACUAAGGAGGAGGUUGAGGGAAAGUGUGUGUCCUUUGCUAGUGUAGGUGUGAGGCCCUGACUGAGGGCCUUCCCCCCCAGCUGUGGCGGCUGCAGGGUCCCCGGGACUCCUUGGUCCUGGAGAAGGAUAGUCAGUGUGUACGUGAACUCCAGUGAGAUCCUGAAGAGAGAGAUGCCAUCUCAGCCUGAUCAGAUGGGUCACAAAAGGUUACCAGGCUGGGAGGAGGGUGUCAUGGCUAGGGCAGAAGUUUGCAUGUUAGAGUAGCCAAGGCGGCAACACUGCUGCUGGGCUCUUGCGGGAGUUGGGGAACCAGAGAGGCCUCACUGUUAGGAGGUGUGACACAGCGCUCCCCACUGUGGGCACUGGAGGGGGCGCCUGACUCCAGACCUUCUGAGAAGACCCUCAGGGCUGCUUCCUCCACCCCUCGCCAAAGAGGGUCCCCAGGGCCCUCAGAGUUGUACCUUGCAGCGUAGGAGAGAGGCAGCUAUCUGAGUCUGGAAGGCAAAUUCCCUGGGGCUGCGCAGUGGCGGCGGAUUGCCGUGUUGCCAGCGCUCCAGAGGGGAAAGUCCUCAGAAAAGGGCAGGGAAUCCGUCCCCAUCCCCAUCGGUGAUUGCCUAGUAGAUGCUGUUGCCAUGGUAACUGGCCUGGGAGUCCCGUUGCUAAGGAGGCAGCUGCAGCAGGCCUUGCAUCCCCAUGACAACUGCCCCCUGCGGCCCAGGAGGCCAUGGGUCCUCAGGGACCCACCAGGAGGCAGGGCAAAAUGCAGGCCUGGCAUCUGGGGCUAUGGGGAGGCCUUUGCAGACCGACAGCCACUGGGGGGUGGGAGGGAUUAGCUACACGCCCAGCCAACUUGCAAGGGGUAGAUCCGGGAUAAUUGCCUCCACUCAGCCCCUCGCUGGAUCCACCACAGGCUUGCACUGGGCCUUGCUCCUCCACUGGGGGCUGGAGCAAUACCAGUCACUAUCUUCUCUGUUCCCUGACUACAACAGGACACUUAGUAAGCACCUACUGUGUGCUGGGCACUUGGUGCUUUCCUGUUCUCUCAUUUCAUCCUCAAAAAAACCCUAAGGGAGGGCCUCAAUACAGUAAGCCCAGGGGCUCAAAGAGGGAACCUGCCUAGACCAGCUGGCUAGAAUGCGAAGGAGCCAGGGUGCACACCUGGGGUCUGGUGACUCAAACCUGAUCACUCCCAUUGGUGGCGUGUACCAAGGGCCGAGUGCCAGGAGCAGUCUGUCCAUGCAGGCAAAAAGGGGUGCACAGUCUGUAGAAAAUUUUUAAAACAGAAUAUAAGUGACUAAAUGUGGUUUGCUUUCUCUUACCUUUCACCAUCUCCAGCUAGCAGCAAUUCUGAACACUCAGUAAUGAUACACUUCUCCCCACCAGGGCAGUCAGCCAGCCCCUCCUUAAAAUGCCACUGAACCCCCUGCUUUGACUCCAGUGGACACCUGCCAUGCUUACAGCUGCCAGUUGCCCAAAGACACUCUCUGUCCUAGUGAGGUUAAAUCAGACUUGGAGUUUUUUAAAAAAACAUUUUAAAAAUUGAAUAAAAUCCCUCCUUGACUCCGAGUCUCUUCCCAGCUGCCCCUCCUCAUCUUGUCAGCCAAACUUCUUGAGAGUUGUCUGGACGCCCCACAUUCAUUUCCCUUCCUCUGAGUCACAUCCUCCUCCACAGCAAUCUGGCCCCCGCCUCUUCUGCACAGAACACGGUAGACGAGGUCCUCCCCGGCCCCCUGGUAAAUCUAAGGCAGAUCUCCGCUGGUUUUGUCCUGCUGCCCAGCCCACCCCAGCUUUUAGGACCUGCUUUCCUCUCACUGCUCUUUCUGUUCAGCCUCAGAAGAAAGAGCUCUUCUUUCUCUGGAGGCUCAGGGCUUCUGAGCCCCUGGCCAUGACCCCAUCAUCUUCUCUCUGCCCGCUUGCUUCCUGGAAGCCUCACCCGUACUCAUGGCUUCCCCCUCAGUUCAGGCGCACACAUGGCUCCUCAUCCUUUUCUGGCCAACCAUGGUCCUUUCAUUCUUGAGUUUGAAGUUUCCAGUGCAUCCAGAGUGAGUCUUCUCCAAUCCCGGCCCUCCCCUGAUGUGGCAUUUUCAAUUUUCUCUUGAGGGUGGAAUAUUUCAUACACACAGAAGAAGAUAUAACCAUAACAAAUACUUAAUAUUAAAAAUGUGAUAAGUAGCCAUACACCAAUCACUUGGUUUUAAAAAUAGAACAUAAGGCACACACUUUGGAAGCAUCUGCUGGUCCCCAAUUGUAUCCCUGUCUUGCUCUCCAAGAUAAACCACUCAGAUGAACUUUAAUCAUCCCAUUGCUAUUCGUGAUACUUUUUUUUACUGCAGAAAUAAAAUGUCUCUAAACAACGUGCUCAGUUGUGUACCAAGAUGGAAGGGAGGGGAUUGGAAGUAGUUGUCUUUGUGGGGAGGAGGGUUUCAUCAAUAAUAUUGUUCCGAAUCACUGAUGCAUGAGGAUAAGCAGCAGCAGAUUGAGUCUGUUUUUAUUAUUGUUUAAAAUUUCUCUACAAAUAACUCACCUUUUCAUUGCCUGCACCAGGGGUGGACCAUACGGCUUCCACUUACGUACACCACUGAAUGUUAUCUGUAAAAUUUUGAACUUUAUAUAAGUGGCAUCCUGCUGUAUGUAUUCUUUAGUAAUUUGCUUUUUUUUUCCCAUCCAGUAUUGUAAUUUUGAGAUCUUGUUGAUGCAUGGAGCAUAGUUUACUCAUCUUCACCGCUGUAUAGCAUUUCAGUAUCUGAAUAUGUCACCAUAGACAUAUUUGUUCUUCUGGAGACAGAUAGUCAAUCAUUUCCAGUUCUCUCUAUUACAAACACUGUUGCUACAAAUAUUCUUAUUUGUGGCUCCUGAUACAGAUACGUCGAAGCAUCUCUAGGCUCUGCAUCUAGGAGAGGAAGAACUGAGUCAUAGGGUGACUUAACCUUCACUUUACAAGAUAAUGCCAAGUUGUUUUAACUAGUUCUAACAAUUUACACUCCCACCUGCAGGGUAUGAGUUACUCUUAACCCACAUUCUUGCUAAUGAUUACAAUCAUCAGACUUUCUUAUUUUUACCAAUCUAGUGACAUCCAAUCGUGUUUUAGUGUACAGAUCCCUAAUUACCAGUAAGGUUGGCAUUUUUUUGAAUAUUCAUUUGCCAUUUAUGUUUCCUCUUCUGAGCAAUAUUUUUUCAUGUAUUUUGCCUGAUUUCCUAUUGUUGUCUUUUUGUUGAUUCAUAAGAGUUUUACAUACAUACAUCUGUUUGUUCAUUGUAUGUGUUAUAAAUAUCUUCUUCCAGUGUAUGGCGUAUAUUUUCUUUCUUUCUUUUCUCAGUGUUCUUUGGUGAACAGAAGUUUUACAUUUUAAUGAAAUCAAUAUUAGCAAUAUUUUUUAAAAAGUCUAGUACUUCCUUAGUGCCUUUUUUGCUGGUUUAAGAAACCUAUCUUACUCUGUUGUUAUAAAUAUAUUCUUCUGUGUUAAUUUUUAAACUGUGAAGUGUUGCUUUUCACAUUUACUUAACCUAACUGACCCAGACUUUGGGUAUGAUGUCAGGACACAGUUUGAUUUCAUUUUUGUCUUAUACAGACAGCCAAUUGUUCCUACUAAUUUACAGUGUCACUUAUAUGUCACAUCUGGGUUUAUGUCAAACUCUCUGUUCAGUAACAUUAGCUUGUCUAUCCUUGUUCAGACCAUCUUAGUUAUUGUAGCUUUAUCAAGUGUGUAGAUCUUAGUAGAGCCUGUCCUGUCACCUCCUUCUUAAACAAUGUCUUGGCUACUCUAGUCUCUGUGCUACCAUAUACUUUGUACAAUCAGUUUGUUAAGAUGCAUGAAGAACUCAUUGGACUUCUGCUUUGAAAUUACAUGAACAUUAUUAUUAAAAUUUGUAUUUCUAUGGA
Molecule: messenger RNA, 10278 nt
Organism: Cervus elaphus (red deer)
Lineage: Eukaryota; Metazoa; Chordata; Mammalia; Artiodactyla; Cervidae
Gene: HCN4
Product: hyperpolarization activated cyclic nucleotide gated potassium channel 4
Exons: 8
Coding region: 1-3603 (1200 amino acids)
Biological process (GO): transmembrane transport; potassium ion transport
Cellular component (GO): membrane
Molecular function (GO): voltage-gated potassium channel activity
Source: RefSeq, a predicted model, not a curated record